Messenger RNA from Epithele typhae, 264 nucleotides. RefSeq names its product cytochrome P450. The record is from RefSeq and is a predicted model, not a curated record. Lineage: Eukaryota; Fungi; Basidiomycota; Agaricomycetes; Polyporales; Epitheliaceae. Gene Ontology annotation, molecular function: monooxygenase activity; heme binding; oxidoreductase activity, acting on paired donors, with incorporation or reduction of molecular oxygen. The transcript is spliced from 2 exons. The annotation marks the transcript as partial.
UCUAGGGCGUUCUCGAGAGACGCGAUACAGUAUCCCGAGCCUGAGUCGUUCCUCCCUGAGCGGUUCUUGAAGGAUGGGAAACUUGAUCCCGCGGUCUUGGACCCUGCGAGCUUUGUGUUUGGAUAUGGUCGAAGGAUUUGUCCCGGGCGGCAUUUUGCUGAAGCACAACUCUUCACGGCGAUUGCUUGCGUCCUUCACGUGUUCUCUAUUUCGUUGCGAGAUGCGUCCCCCACGAUCAGGGAGACGGAGCGCAGUACUUUGUAA